CGCGCAGGCACCGCCCCCGUUCCCCGGCCGUGCUCCGGCUCCGCUGCUCCGGCUCGUCCCUCGCGUCCCGGCGGUCCCGGCAUGGCGGAGAGCCCGGGGCGGCCCCCGGAGAGCAGCGGUGUCCCGCGGCAGGGAGGCGAGGGCUCGGCGGCGGCCGGGGCUCGGGCCGGGCUGUGCCCCGAGGGCGCGGCCGAGCCCCCGGACGGGCCCGCGGAGCGGCCGCGGCGGAGCGCGGAGGCGGCGCCGGAGCCGCCCGGGGACAGCGGCUCCCCCGAGAGCCCGGGGACACCGAGCGAGGAGCAGCGGGAGCCCGGGGACGGCCCGGGGCACCAGGGGCAGCCGGGGGUGAUGGACGGGCCCGAGGGCUCCGCGGCGGCCAGGGCCGAGCCUGAGGGAGAGGCGGUGACGGAGCCUGAAGGGGCAGCCGCGGGGGCGAUGGAGCCCGGGGACACGGCUGAGAGCCCGGCGGGGAUGGAGCCCGGGGACACGGCCGCGGUUCCGACGGGGAUGGCGCAGGAAGAGGCAGCUCCGGCAGCCACAGAGCCCGAGGACGGCGCCGCGGCCCCGGCAGGGACGGAGCCCGAGGGCGCAGGGGCUGCUCCGACGGGGACGGAGCCCGAAAAAGCAGCUCCGGCCGGGACGGAGCCUGAGGGAGAGGCGGUGGCACCGGCAGGGACGGAGCCCCAGGUGAGAGAGGCGGUGAGGGAGGAAGGCCCGGCGGAGAGAGAGCCCCAGGAGCCGGCCACGACUGUCCCGGCAGAAGCAGAGCCUGAGGAGGCUGCGGCGACUGCCCCGGUGGGGACGGAGCCCGGGGAAGCACAGGCGACAGUCCCGGUGGGGACAGAGCCCGGGGAAGCAGAGGCGACAAUCCCGGUGGGGACAGAGCCCGGGGAAGCAGAGGCGACAAUCCCGGCGGGGACAGAGCCCGGAGAAGAACAGGCGACAGUCCCGGUGGGGACAGAGCCCGGGGAAGCAGAGGCGACAGCACCAUCGAGGACAGAGCCCGGAGUGGCGCUAGGACAGGCGGGGACAGAGGGAGCAGAGCCCGAGGAGGCUGUCGCGACAGCCCCGAUCGGGACAGAUCCCGAGGAAGCUCUGAGGGAGGAAGCCCCGCCGGGGACAGUCCCUGAAGAUGAGGUGCAAGAGGCAGCCCCGACGGGGACAGAGCCCGAGGGGGCCGCAGUGACAGCUCCAGCGGGGACAGCCCCCGAGGAUGCGGUGCAGGAGCCAGCCCCGGCUGAUGUGGCAGUCCCUGAGGAGAGGGUGGCCCCGGUGGGGACAGACCCCGAGGAUGAGGUGCAGGAGCCAGCCCCGGUUGCUGUGACAGUCCCCGAAGAGGCGCUGGGGACAGUCCCUAAGGAUGAGCUGCAGGAAGCAGUUCCGGCUGGGACAGUUCCCGAGGAGGGGGCGGCCCCGCUGGGGACAGACCCCAAGGAUGCGGUGCAGGAGGAGGCGCCGGCGGGGACCGUCCCUAAGGAUGAGGUGCAGGAGGCAGCCCCGGAUGAUGUGACAGUCCCUGAGGUUGCGGCGCAGGAGGCGGUCCCGGCAGGGACAAUCCCCAAGGAUGCGGCGCAGGAGGGAGCUCCAGCAGGGACAGUCCCCGAGGAGGUGCUGGGGACAGUCCCUGAGGAUGCGGCCCCGGCUGGGACAAUCCCCGAGGAUGCGGUGCAGGAGGCAGCCCCAGAUGAUGUGACAGUCCCCAAGGAUGCGGUACAGAAGGCAGCCCCGGGUGAUGUGACAGUCCCCGAGGAUGGGAUGCAGGAGGCAGCCCCGGAUGAGGUGACAAUCCCCGAGGACGAGGGACAGAAGACAGCCCCGGAUGGUGUGACAGUCCCUGAAGCUGCGGUGCAGGAGGCAGCCCCGGAUGAGGUGACAAUCCCCGAGGACGAGGGACAGAAGACAGCCCCGGAUGGUGUGACAGUCCCUGAAGCUGCGGUGCAGGAGGCAGCCCCGGAUGAGGUGACAAUCCCCGAGGACGAGGGACAGAAGACAGCCCCGGAUGGUGUGACAGUCCCUGAAGCUGCGGUGCAGGAGGCAGCCCCGGAUGAGGUGACAAUCCCCGAGGACGAGGGACAGAAGACAGCCCCGGAUGGUGUGACAGUCCCUGAAGAUGCGGUGCAGGAGGCAGCCCCGGAUGAGGUGACAAUCCCCAAGGAUGCGGUGCAGGAGGCAGCCCCGGAUGAGGUGACAAUCCCCGAGGACGAGGUACAGAAGACAGCCCCGGAUGGUGUGACAGUCCCCCCGGCAGGGACAGUCCCUGCGGAGCCUGCCGAGCUCCGCGGAGCAGCUCAGGUGCCCUUGCCCUCCCAGGGGCUCCCGGCUGGCGGUCCCCGGUCCCCGGGCGGCCCCGGUGGCGAGGCGGAGGCGGAGCGGGGACCGCCAGCCCCGGCGGGGACAGCAGCCCCGGGGCCCGAGAGCGGCUGGGAUCGGAGCCUGAACGGGGAGCGGCACCGGGAGCGGCACCGGGAGGACGGGACGGGCUCGCCGGGCGCCCCGGAGGAGGAGGAGGAGAAGCAGGACCACGACAUCUCCCUCUUCGUUAAGGCUGGCAGUGAUGGGGAAAGUAUUGGGAACUGCCCGUUCUCUCAGCGCCUCUUUAUGAUCCUGUGGCUCAAAGGUGUCAUUUUUAACGUCACAACCGUGGAUCUGAAAAGAAAACCUGCAGACCUGCAGAACCUGGCCCCAGGCACCAACCCCCCGUUCAUGACCUUUGAUGGGGAGGUGAAGACUGAUGUCAACAAGAUCGAGGAGUUCCUGGAGGAGAAGCUGGCGCCGCCCCGGUAUCCCAAACUUGCACCGAAGCACCCCGAGUCUAACUCUGCAGGAAAUGACGUCUUUGCAAAAUUCUCUGCAUUUAUAAAAAACCCGAGAAAAGAUGCAAAUGAAAAUUUGGAAAAAUCUUUGCUUAAAGCCCUGAAGAAGCUGGACAACUAUUUAAACAGCCCCUUGCCUGAUGAAAUCGAUGCUUACAGCACGGAGGAGAUCACUGCUUCCAGCAGGAAAUUCCUGGAUGGAGAUGAGCUCACUUUAGCAGAUUGCAACCUCCUACCAAAGCUCCACAUUAUCAAGGUUGUUGCAAAAAAAUAUCGAAAUUUUCACUUCCCACCUGAAAUGACAGGGAUUUCCAGAUACUUGAAAAAUGCAUAUGCAAGAGAUGAAUUCACGAACACGUGCCCUGCUGACCAGGAGAUUGAAUAUGCUUAUUUGGAUGUGGCAAAGAGAAUGAAGUGACCUGAAGAUGCCUCUGUUUAUUGCUUCUCUGAUGGACAACAGCCAAGCUGGAAAAGCAAAAACCAGCAGAGAUUCUGCAGUGUGAUUUUAAGUUCUGCUAUUGGCCAAUCCUUUUAUAAUGAUUGUAUUGCAUUAUUUACUCCUUCUUAAAUUAAGUGUGUGUGUGUUUGUGUGUCUUGCACGCUGGAAAGUCGGUUGUCCCUUCCAAGGAAAAGGCAUCCAUCAAUGGUAAAAGUUUGGAGGAUUUAGGGGAGCAGUGUAGGUCACACACUUACAGCAGUACCACAGAAUAAAUCACUGCAUUUGGGAAGAAUUAGGCCUGUUUGAACAUUUUGAAACUGUCGCUAGUGCUGCCUCUGGUCUGUGCUUCAUAGCUCUUGUCAGACAUCACCUCUGAUGGUUUCAGGAUGGAUUCUCUCUGCUUCACUGCCCUGACCCAGCAGUCCCUGACUGACCAAGGGGAGAUCCCAACCAGCAGCUGGGAGCACACCUGAUGUGGCCCAGGCCCCUCCUCUGGGCUGGAGCCCUGCAGGGCAGCUCCACCAUGAACAAUUCAA
This is a messenger RNA of Passer montanus (Eurasian tree sparrow), 3788 nucleotides long. RefSeq names its product chloride intracellular channel 6 (gene CLIC6). The coding region runs from base 82 to 3231 and encodes 1049 amino acids. NCBI's taxonomy places the organism in Eukaryota, Metazoa, Chordata, Aves, Passeriformes, Passeridae. The transcript has 6 exons. The record is from RefSeq and is a predicted model, not a curated record.